AUGGGCAAACUACUAUUGUCUCUCUUCCCAUUCCUCUUCCUAAUAAUAGGCGUGUCAGCACAAUUUCAAUUCUUCGAGCAAAUGUUCAACGGACAACAACAGCAGCAGCGUCAACCACAAGAUGUGCCUAGUGAUUCGCAAUGGUAUCAGGAUAAUUAUGAUCGAGCCCACUGUGCAUCCUACCUUUGCCCGGGCACCCUCUCCUGCGUCGCCUUCCCACACCACUGUCCCUGCGCGCACCCAACCUACGAGGAGAAAUUCGAGCUCGCAAACGGAAACGCAAUCUGUAUAUCGAAAGGAGGGUUUAAAGCUGGAGAGGCAGCGAGGAAGGUGGAAUUGGCCAGGAAGGGAUUGAUUUGA
Molecule: messenger RNA, 360 nt
Organism: Botrytis fragariae
Lineage: Eukaryota; Fungi; Ascomycota; Leotiomycetes; Helotiales; Sclerotiniaceae
Exons: 2
Coding region: 1-360 (119 amino acids)
Source: RefSeq, a predicted model, not a curated record